GGGGGUCUAUAGGUCAUGUGACGCGGGGCCUCCAGACUUUGCCCCCUGCAGGAAGACAGACAAGAUGGCGGUUGCUCUCGGCGGGUGGGACAGCAUGCUGCUGCUGAAGCUGAACCUGGUGUGGUUCACCCUCCACACCUCCCACAGCGCCUCAGUACUGCGUAGCGGCCCGAGGGCCCAUGGGUUCCUGGGCAGGCUGCGGCGGUCCAACGCGGGCUGGUUCGAGGAGCUGCAGAGAGGGGACCUGGAGCGCGAGUGCCUGGAGGAGCGCUGCUCCUACGAGGAGGCGCGGGAGGUGUUCGAGUUCACCAAGACCACCGAUGAGUUUUGGAGUCGAUACAACACUGUGGAUGUGUGUGCGUCCGGGCCGUGCCUGAAUGGAGGGAGCUGUUCGGCACACGGAUCGUCCUUCAUCUGCUACUGCCAGCCGCGCUUCAGCGGAGCCCACUGCCAGCUGAAGCUCUUCGACGUCCCAGAAGACUGUCUCCUUGACAACGGCAGAUGCGAGCACUUCUGCGAGGACACUGGAGGAAGCAGGACGUGUUCAUGCGCCAAGGGCUACUUCCUGUCCGCGGAUGGGAGGAGCUGCCUGACCAGGGAACCCUUUGCCUGUGGGACUGUUCCUGUUCUGGGAAACCAAUCAAACGCUCUGGAUCCACGUGCACGCAUAGUAGGAGGAAGUGAAUGUCCGAAAGGAGAGUGUCCCUGGCAGGUCCUGCUGAAGACCAGGGGGAAGGGGUUCUGUGGGGGGAUUCUUAUCAGUCCUCGCUGGGUGCUGACGGCGUCACACUGCCUGGAGGACAUCCAGGCCCAGAACCUGCAGGUGGUGGCAGGGGAACACGACACGGUGGUGGAGGAGGGCACGGAGCAGGUUCUCCAGGUGUCCCGGCUGCUGAUGCACGAGGCGUACGUCCCCCUGACGGCCGACAGCGACGUGGCGUUGCUGCGGCUGGCGGCCCCGGUGCGCCUGUCGCCCUACGCGCUGCCCGUCUGUCUGCCCACGCGGCGGCUGGCGGAGCGGCAGCUGUGGGCGGUGGGCCGCCACACGGUGAGCGGCUGGGGCCGGCGCGGGGAGAACGGGCCCACCUCCCGCCUCCUGCUGAGGGCCCGGGUGCCCCGGAUCCGCACGCGGGACUGCGAGGAGCGCAGCGGCGUGCGCAUCACCGCCAACAUGUUCUGCGCCGGCUUCCUGGACGGGACGCAGGACUCGUGCAAGGGGGACAGCGGGGGUCCGCUGGUGACGCAGUACCGCAGCACCGCCUUCCUGCUGGGCAUCGUGAGCUGGGGCAAGGGCUGCGCCCGGCCGGGCAACUACGGCAUCUACACCCGCGUCUCCAACUACCUGGACUGGAUCCACGCCCACACGCAGGAGGUGGACGGGAACCCCACCCGCACGCAGGAGGUGGACGGGAACCCCACCCGCACGCAGGAGGUGGACGGGAACCCCACCCGCACGCAGGAGGUGGACCGGAACCCCACCCGCACACAGGAAGUGGACGGGAUCCACACCAGCACGCAGGAAGUGGACGGGAACCACACCCGCACGCAGGAAGUGGACGGGAAGCACUCCGCACACCCUGUCCCGCCCUCUGAGCAGCCCCUGUCCUAACGUCUGGUCACCUCCUGUCCUGACAUCCGAUCACUUCCUGUCCUGACGUCUGCUCACUACCUGUCUCGAUCGACUGCAGAAAUAAAAAAAUAUAAUAAAAGGAGAA
Messenger RNA from Gadus morhua (Atlantic cod), 1715 nucleotides. Its product is annotated as coagulation factor VII. Bases 65 to 1609 code for a protein of 514 amino acids. The transcript has 8 exons. The record is from RefSeq and is a predicted model, not a curated record. NCBI's taxonomy places the organism in Eukaryota, Metazoa, Chordata, Actinopteri, Gadiformes, Gadidae. Gene Ontology annotation, cellular component: extracellular region. Gene Ontology annotation, biological process: blood coagulation; proteolysis. Gene Ontology annotation, molecular function: serine-type endopeptidase activity; calcium ion binding.